Molecule: messenger RNA, 2559 nt
Organism: Ochotona curzoniae (black-lipped pika)
Lineage: Eukaryota; Metazoa; Chordata; Mammalia; Lagomorpha; Ochotonidae
Product: protocadherin beta-15-like
Exons: 1
Coding region: 1-2559 (852 amino acids)
Biological process (GO): homophilic cell-cell adhesion
Cellular component (GO): plasma membrane
Molecular function (GO): calcium ion binding
Source: RefSeq, a predicted model, not a curated record
AUGGUGGCCGGAGGGGAGCCCAUUCCUAAACAAAGGCAAGUCAUGAUUCUAUUUCUUUUCCUGGGAGUAGCUUGGGGAGACCAGGGGCCCCACCGCUAUUCCGUGAUGGAGGAAACGGAGAAAGGCACCUUUGUGGCCGACCUCGCCCAGGACUUGGGGUUGGCAGUGAGGGAGCUAGCAGCGCGGGAAGCUCGGGUGGUCUCUGAGGACAACGAACCACGUUUGCAGCUUGAUGUGCAAACGGGUCAGUUAAUAGUAAACGGACAAUUGGACCGGGAGGAGUUGUGUGGUCCCACGGAGCAAUGUGUACUGAGUUUCCAAGUGGUCCUGAACAAGCCAGUGGAAGUAUUUCCAGUUGAGCUCCUGCUAGAGGAUGUAAAUGAUCACUCUCCCGAGUUUCCUGAGCCAGAAAUGACCCUGAAAAUCCGAGAGACCAGCCUCCCUGGGACCAUGUUUCCUCUGAAAAGAGCCGAGGAUAUGGACGUGGGCAGGAACGGCGUCCAGAACUACAGCAUUAGCCCCAACUCUCCUUUUCACGUCUCCACACGCCCCCGAGGCGACGGCAGAGCAUACCCGGAGCUGGUGUUGGACAGAGAGCUGGAUCGUGAGGAGCAGGCGGAGCUGCUGCUGACGCUCACGGCGCGGGAUGGCGGCUCUCCACCCCGUUCUGGCACUGCACACAUCCGCGUUCUGGUCCUGGACGUAAAUGAUAAUGCCCCCGAGUUCACGCAGACUCUCUACGAGGUGCAGGUGCCAGAAGAUAGCCCCGAGGGCUCCAUCGUGGUACAGGUCACCGCCAGGGAUUUAGACGCAGGAACUUACGGAGAGAUAUCCUACGCCCUUAUUUAUAGCUCGCAGGAGAUACGCAAAACCUUUGAGUUGAACAGCCUUUCAGGAAAAGUUCGACUCAUCAGAAAGCUAGAUUUUGAGACAGUCUCCUCAUACGAGUUUGACAUAGAGGCAUCUGACGGAGGGGGGCUUUCAGGAAAAUGCUCUGUCUCCAUUAAGGUGCUGGAUGUUAACGACAAUCCUCCGGAAAUAACCAUCUCAUCGCUUACUAGCUCUGUUCCUGAAAACUCUCCGGAGAUAGAAGUGGCGCUGUUUAGGAUUCGAGACAGAGACUCUGGGGAAAAUGGGAGGAUGAUUUUCUCCAUCCAGAACGAUGUGCCUUUCAAGCUGAAACCCACCUUGGACAACUUCAUCACCCUGGUAACGGAAGGACCGCUGGACAGGGAGGCCAGGGCCCAGUACACCAUCACCAUCACCGUCUCAGACCUGGGCACGCCCAGGCUGCAGAGCCAGCACAACGUGACAGUGCACGUGUCCGACGUCAACGACAACGCGCCCACCUUCAGCCAGGCCCUGUACACCCUGUUCGUGCUGGAGAACAACAGCCCCGCGCUGCACAUCGGCAGCGUGAGCGCCAGCGACAGGGAUGCGGGCACCAACGCCCAGCUCACCUACUCGCUGCUCACGCAAGACCAGGCAACGCAGCAGCCACAGGGACAGCAGCAGGGGCAGGGGCAGGGGCAGGGACAGGGGCAGGCUCGGCCGCAGGUGGACGUGGGCGCGCUGGUGGCCCUGGACGCGGCGAGCGGGCAGCUGUUCGCGCUGCGCGCGCUCGACUACGAGACCCUGCGCGCCUUCGAGUUCGGCGUGCGCGCGUCGGACGGCGGGUCUCCGGCGCUGAGCGGCGAGGCGCGCGUGCGCGUGGUGCUGCGCGACGCCAACGACCACGCGCCGCGCGUGCUGUACCCGCCGCGCAACGGCUCUGCGGCGGGCGCGUGCCCCGAGCUGGUGCCGCGCGGCGCCGAGGCGGGCUACGUGGUGAGCAAGGUGGUGGCGGUGGACGGCGACUCGGGCCGCAACGCGUGGCUGUCGUACGAGCUGCUGCAGGCCACGGAGCCCGGGCUGUUCGGCGUGUGGGCGCACAGCGGCGAGGUGCGCACGGCGCGGCCUGUGAGCGAGCGCGACGCGCCGCAGCAGCGGCUGCUGGUGCAGGUGCGCGACCACGGCGAGCCGCCGCUCUCGGCCAGCGUGGCGCUGCACGUGCUGCUGGUGGACGGCUUCUCGCAGCCCUACCUGCCGCGGCCCGACGCGCCGGCGGGGCAGGCGGGGCAGGCGGGUGUGGGGGGUGUGGGGGGUGUGGGGGGCGAGGCUGGGCAGGCGGAGGCGCUGACGGUGUCGCUGGUGGUGGCGCUGGCGGCGGUGUCUUCUCUGUUCUUGGCGUCUGUGUUGGCGCUGGUGGCCGCGCGGCUGUGUGGGCGCGGCGGGGCCGGGGCUGGGGCUGUGGCGGUGGGGUCAGGGUGUGGGGUGUCUGUGGCCGAGGGCCGCUUCUUCCCUGCCGGGGCUGGGUGUGGUGGUGUGGGUCCUCUGGUGGACGUGGGCGGGGCGGGGACGCUGUCGCAGAGCUACCAGUAUGAGGUGUGUGUGAGUGGAGGGAGUGGGACUGGUGAGUUCAAGUUCAUGAAGCCGAUUAUACCUGAUCUCCCGCCACCGUUCUCUGGGAAGGAGUUGGAGGAGAACCCUGAUUUUCGGAAUAGCUUCCCAUUUAGUUAA